Molecule: messenger RNA, 2254 nt
Organism: Eurytemora carolleeae
Lineage: Eukaryota; Metazoa; Arthropoda; Copepoda; Calanoida; Temoridae
Product: trypsin-1
Exons: 15
Coding region: 858-2147 (429 amino acids)
Biological process (GO): proteolysis
Molecular function (GO): serine-type endopeptidase activity
Source: RefSeq, a predicted model, not a curated record
CAAACAAACAAACACAAAGACAAGCCAAAUUUAUAUAUAGAUGUUGAGGAAAGUUGUGAAAUAAUACUACACUAGUCAUGCCCGAACAUUGAUACCAGAAAUAAAGAACAGAUGGAAUAUGUGUAUUCCAGAUUGGGAAGUUAUCCUAGAAGGAAGGGGAGAGGCGGGAAGGCUACAAGGUGUCAAAUCAAGUGAUCGCGUGACGAGAACGAGGAAGAGGUCGUCCUAAAGAGCCAGCUCGGGGUUAAAGGAGUUAAAGAGGUUCCCCGGCAGUAGAUGAGCGUCCUGCCCCAUAAUUUUGUUUUAUUUGAUUUUUGAAUUGUAUUUGUUCCUAUUUUGAAAUAUUUUUUUUGCAUAUUUGAUACAUUAAUACAAACUGAUAAAAACGUUUGAAUAUUUUAAGGGAUAAAAUUGUUAUUUCGAAGGGAAACUUGAAAGCAGAGCUAGUAACAGCAAAUAUGUUUUGGUAGCCAAAAAAAGGAGAAUGAUUUAAAAUAUACUCCUCCCCUCCCCCGCACCGCCUAUCCUACCCACCCCCCUCUGAGGUACGUCAUAACAUUUGUUUUGUUAUUACAUUUUUUAAAUAAUGUAUGCAAAGAGUGAGUCAUAUUGUAUUAAAUUUUCUCCGGGUUUCAAUGUGCAUAAAAUCCUAAGCUCAAAAUUUAUAAGAAUAUUUUAGGUUCUUUUUCAAUUUUAAUCCCUUCAAACAUAUUUUUAUGUUGAUUUAAUAUUUAUUGGCUGAUGUUUAUUCCAAUUUGACGUAUCUUACUUUAAAGUUCCAACAAAGCAGUAGAAUUAGGUGAACAAGUGUUCAUUUUAUCUUAGCUUCUUAAUUGACAACUUCAUUUUAAAAUAAAAUGUCCGGAAGUAUACAUCUUCUUCUUUCUCUUGUUGUCCUAGUUAUGAUAUUAGAUGUUUAUGGUGAUAAAGAUAUAAAGAGUUCGAUUGAUCAGAACAGUGGAGGGAGAGAAUUCGAGGAAUAUAAAGAUGAUAAACCUAAACAAGUAUCUAAAAUCAAAAAACGGUUAAAGAAUAAUAAGAACCAAAAGAAAGCGAACAGUAAUAUAGUUAACAAGAAAUACUCUUCUAAAAAUAGGAGGAAGAACUCCAUUAUAUCUAGGAACAAGAGCUCCACUGAAUCUAGAAAGAAAAACUCCACAAGAUCUAGAAAAAAGGGAUCUGCUAAAUCUCGAAAGAAAAAAACCAGUAAAACAAAAUUAAAAGUGACCAAAUCUUUAAAAAAACCGAAAUCUAAGAAGAAUUCGGAUCGGAAACAAAGGAGAAAAGAGAAGUUUGAUAAGUGGACUAAUACCCUGGAUGGAAUAUGGAAAAAUAUUAAACAGGAUAAGAGCUGUGAGUGCGGUCUACCUAAUCCUGGAAAAAAAGGAACAAGGAUUGUAAAUGGAGUUGAAGCAGCUCCUCACUCUCUUCCCUGGCAGAUAUCUAUGCAGGAUAAUACAGGAUUCUGGUAUUGCGGAGGCUCUGUCUUAUGUGAUGAAUGGAUUUUGACAGCAGCACAUUGUGUUCAUAGCAACGGCGUAACAGACGACCCGUCAACCGUGUUUAUAAGUAUCGGAGAUCAUGACGUAUCAGAUCCUAACGAUUCAAAAUCAGAAAUUAUGCCUGUCAGCAAAAUUAUCCCUCAUGAAAAGUAUGAUGAAGAUACAACAAACAAUGAUAUUGCGUUAAUUCGGUUAAAGAAAAAAAUUGACUUCAAAAAAUUCAAGGGUACAGUUCGACCGAUUUGUUUACCUGAAUCACCUAAGAGGUACUAUGGCGAAACUGUAAAGGUGUCUGGUUGGGGUCUUCUAUACGAUGGAGGGGAUGGCGGCAGCAAGGUACUUCGCGAAGUAGACGUCAGCGUAAUCCCCAUGAAGAGUUGUAGAGAGAAUUUUAAGUACAAAAGAGAAUGGAUUACAAAUAAAAUGCUAUGCGCAAAUGCACCAAAUCAAGAUUCUUGUCAGGGAGAUUCGGGGGGACCUCUUGUUCAUUUUAAUUCCAGUUCUGGUAAAUAUAGCCAGGUUGGUGUAGUAUCCUGGGGUAUAGGAUGUGCUGACCCCGAUUAUCCAGGAAUUUACACAAAGCUUUCAUUCUUCUUAAAGUGGAUCAUGAAGAAAGUCAAAUCUUGCACAUUCUGCUCUUCCUGAUUUGAUUUCAAAUUUAAAUUUUAAAUUAUGUAUCUAUGGAUAUUUAUUGAUUUCUCCAUUUAGCCAAUAUUAUUUAGAAUAGUAUAAAUAAAAUCUAUAUAUAUUAA